CUCUCUCUCUCUCACACACACACACACAAACUUUGCAGCUAAUCAUCAUAGCAAACGAACUACUUCUACAGGCAAACCAAAAGCUUUUCGCCAUAUGUAAAGGAUCACAAAGAAGGGUAAGGCUUGACAAUGAAAUCUGAAUUUUGGUUGGACCCGGAAAUUCGCUUUCACGAUGCAGAUGAAGAUAUAUAUACUGGCAAUACUGCUAUAUUAAGUUAGUGAGAUAUUUUCUUCCAUUUGAUAAGUGAAUGAUGGAGCACCUCCAUAAGCUUUAUCCUGGAAUCAUGCCUCAUACUUCUUUGUCAAACAUGAAGGGAACAACUUUAGAUAAGAGACUGGCAUACUUCUGCAAGGCUUUGAUAUCUGUUAGAGAUUCAUGGACAAAGAAUCACGAGUGGAUGAAUUACAAACUCGUAUUUGAUAAGAAUCUUAAUGUGGAAAACACUAUUGUGGAGCAACUUGUUGAUACAGUGUUCGCAACACUAGAUUGCAUGAUAAAGGCAGCAAGGGAAUUAUUCGAUAUGAUGGAUGAGGAAGAUAUGAAGGAAGGUUAUAGUACACAAGCAAAAACAUUCAAAAGUGUCUCCAAUGAAGCUUCAUGUCCAUUAGAAUUGAAUAAUCAAAAUUCCAGCCCCCUCAAUCAGAAGAAUGGGAAGGUUGAAGAAUUAAAACCAAAUGCUAAAGAAGAAAAGAGCAAUUCUGAAGUGACAGUAGCAGAACUAAAACCUGGCAACCCAACAAAACCCUCAAUGUCCAUGCUGCCUUCAAAAGGAUCAGUGCAGUCAGUACCACCUCCCAUGAUGCCUUCAAAAGGACCAGCCCCGUCUCCACCAACACCCAUGCCGCUGCAGAAGCGUCCUGCUCCCCCACCGCCUCCUCCACUUGGUGCCACAAAAUCCCUGCAUCGAAAGUCAGCCACAACUAAGUUGAAGAGAUCUGUCAAGAUGAUUAAUUUGUUUCGGAAUCUCAAGAGAAAUGUAGAAGGGUCUAGCCUUGUUGUUAAUUCAGCUGAUGUUGUUAGUGAAAGAGGAGCUCCAGCUGGUACAAGGACACAAAUUGGAGGCGCUACUGGUUGGAAACAAGGACUGGCCGCUUCAUUAGCAGAGUUGACAAAGAGAUCAUCUUACUUCCAACAAAUAGAAGAAGAUGCUCGAAAGCAUGAAAGGUCAAUCAUGGAGCUGAAGAUAGCAAUUAGGUCCUUCCAAGCGAAGGACAUGGUUAAGCUGCUUAAGUUCCAAAGAAGUGUGGAAUCUUUUCUUGAAGGGCUAACUGAUGAAACCCAGGUGCUCGCAAAGUAUGAAGAUUUCCCUACAAAGAAGCUGGAAGCAUUGAGGACAGCUGCUGCGUUGUACUCAAAAUUGGAUACAAUAGCAACAAACUUGAAGGAACUGCAGAUAGUGGCACCCUUGGACCAGCUCUUCAACAAGGUUGAGAGUUAUUUCAGUAAGAUCAAAAAAGAAUUGGAGGCACUUGAAAGGAUCAAAGAAGAAGAAUCCAAGAAAUUUAAGAGUCAUGAUAUUCAUUUCGACUUCAACAUCCUUACACUGAUCAAGGAAUUAAUGGUGGAUGUUUCCUCAAGCUGCAUGGAGCUAGCACUUAAGGAGAAGAGAGAAGCAAAGGCAGCAAAGGCUAAUGAAGAAAUUGGAUCCAAAGCCGACAGACAAAGAAAGGGAAAUUCUAAAAUGCUUUGGAGGGCUUUUCAACUGGCAUACCGGGUCUAUGCCUUUGCUGGUGGACAGGAUGAUCGUGCUGACAAGCUGGCCGAAGAAGUGGCUCAUGAAAUUACUGCUCAUUCUUAGCAGCAAUAAUCUCCCUUUUCCUUCAGGAAAUUGCUAAACUAGUUCACUUCUGACAUGGGAGAUACUAGUGAAACAUAAUGUAUUUAACCACACUGGUGCAUAUAUUGAAAAAGGUACUUGUUACUUGUACAAAAUUACUAAAUAUUAUACGGACUUGGUGCU
Molecule: messenger RNA, 1961 nt
Organism: Alnus glutinosa
Lineage: Eukaryota; Viridiplantae; Streptophyta; Magnoliopsida; Fagales; Betulaceae
Exons: 8
Coding region: 249-1799 (516 amino acids)
Biological process (GO): chloroplast organization
Cellular component (GO): chloroplast outer membrane
Source: RefSeq, a predicted model, not a curated record